GCUGCCUAAUUGCAGCCAAUCACAAAGUUUUCCGUAGGCUGACUGGAAAGGAGGCCAAAUCCCCCCUCUUCAUGCGGUCAGCGGCUCCGGCCCACAACAUUGCGAUAGGGGCUACUCCCCUCCUCUUCAGCAUGAACAACACAGCCCCCCCCCCGGUGUUUCCUUACGCCGCAGAAAGCGUCGUCUGAAAUGUUAUUACACAAGGCUCUGUGGCCUUAUACAAGGGGAGUAAGGAGGAGAGACUUGCUUCGUACGGUACUGACAGAAAGAAAAAAAAGGAUGCUGAAGUCGAUAAAACAAGCACUCUUCUCUACUGGGCUGGAGAUGCCCAAAUGGACAGCACUGCCAAACCAGGCUUUUGAUUAUGAAAUUCGACAGUAUGAACCAGCCAAGUGGGUUUGCACAUCUGUUAAAACUAUGGAUUGGGAUUCAGCUAUCAAUACUGGUUUCACUAAGCUCUUUAACUAUAUUAAGGGCAAGAAUGAAAAAGGAAUAAAGAUAGAUAUGACUGCUCCAGUGACAUGUUAUGUGCAGCCAGGUGCUGGUCCAUUCUCUGAGUCCACUACAACUGUUUCUUUUUAUGUGCCAUCUCAACACCAGGCCAAUCCACCUAAGCCAUCGGAGGCAGAUGUCUUCAUUGAAACCAGGCCAGCAAUCACUGUGUUUGUCAGAUCGUUUGGAGGGUUUGCAAAUGCUAAAAAGAACCAAGAAGAAAUCCUGGCACUUGCUGAAAGUUUGAAGCGGGAUGGUAGAUCUUUUCAAGAAAAGGUCUAUUACAGUGCUGGCUAUGACAGCCCAUUUAAAUUGCUGAACAGACACAAUGAAGUUUGGCUUAUCAAGAAAAGCUAAAAUGUCAGCAAUUCAAUUAUAGUCUUAAUAUCCAUAAGCGUCCUUAACAAAAUGUAACUUUUCCCAAAAGAUUAAAGCCAGUUUUUGGUGUUUCUCUGAUAAUAUAUUUUCCUCCUCAUCCCGCUGCCUUAGUAUCUAUCAGUGCCAAUGUAAGAUGGAUGUACAGAUUAUUGUAGUGUGGUCUCAUGUGUAGCCAUGUAUCUAAAAGCAGAUGUACCAUUCUGCUAAAGAGAACAUCAGAACGCAAGUGAAAAUAUACACUAAAAAUGUGACCAAAUUGUGUCUUCCUAAUUCUGUCCAUAUAACUGCUUCAACUCCAAACAUGAAUACUAUAGCUUCUGAACUACUAAGCAGAAGAUUCCAGACUUCUAAGGCAGAAGAAUCAAACAUAGCAGUACUCCAGUGAUUAGGGCAGGGGAGGUAGAAAGCCUUUAAUGAAAUCCACAAGCCCUAGUCUCUGAAUCCUCCCAAAUUAACUAAAUCAUGUUCUCUUUCUCCCCCACUGCCUUCUAAAAAUAGUAGCUAAAGGGGCUGUUGCGAAAGAUAAGAGAACCAGGUACCCUUAGAUGCUCUGUAAUUCAGUUCCUAGUUUCAGUGGCCUUUUUACCAAGACCUUAAGGAUCUCCAAUGUGGCCCUACAAUAAUCAUUGAAGGAUUGCUGACUAAGCUUCAGGAGUAGGAAGGAAGCUGAUGCCUUAAUGGGAAAAGGGAUUUUACUCACAUGUAUGCAUAUGUGUUUUUAUCUGUAUUUAUGCUAUAAAUAUUCAUGUGCAGCUAACUUAUGAAAACUGCAGCAAUAAUUUGAACUCUUUACAGUUUUGCUAUCUAAACUGAGAUUGUUUAAUUUAGAUCAAGUUGACAUUAGUUUUGAGUUUUUGCCUUUGGGUGAAAAAGUGUGUGACCACUGGGUAUUGCAGGAUAGGAAAUCUGGUCCUCCUAUGCAUUGGAUCUUAAUAUUCUUGCCUUAAGGUUGCUCUUCUCAUUAUAUAAACUGUGUGAUAUCUUUAAUAGAAACCUGUGACCUACUGGUCAAUAUGUUGCCAUGGUGAAAAUAUAUAGGGUGGCGAUGGAAGAACCAGUUGAGUAGGCUUACUUUAAUGAGAAAGGUACUAUGUGUAACGUGUUGUCCAUCCUCAGAUACUUUACUCCAUAUUAGUAUAUGCAGGGCUGGCACCAGGCAUACUGGGGCCCUUGGGCCCCAGCCUGCCCUGGGCCCCAGAACAUACAUGCACCUACCUUUCCCUUGGUGAAUGCUGCCCCGCGCUAUGUGCACAUGCCUCCCAUCAACCAAGAUGGCAGCCGAGGCUCCCCUAAGGGGCUGAUGCCUCCGCCACAAUCUUGGUUGAUGGCACGCGUGUGAGCUAUGCCUGUGCGCCCUUGCCAUCAACCAAGAUGGUGGCAGGGGCAUCAGCCCCUUAGGGAAACCUCAGCUGCCAUCUUGGUUGAUGGCAGGCUUGUGCCCAUAGCUCAACCAACAUUUAUGUCAAGGGAGAGGUAGGUGGGGCAUGCAGCCGGGUGUCGUGGGCCUGUGCGGCAGUAGGGGGGUGCCUGGGAGCUCCCUCUUGCAAUCUAUGGCAGGGUCGGGAGGCAACACAGAUUGCAGAAGGAAGCACUACCCACCCACACACCCUAAGGAGGGGUCCUCUGCCUGGGUGUGACCUGGCUGCCCUCUGGCGCCAGCCCUGAACAUAUGGACAAACCUGUGUAAUUUUCAACACAAUCAAAUAUUCAGAUAUUAGGCUUUUGGGGACAGCAACAUGCCUAUUUUUGUCUGGAAUUUUGUAAGGUGCUACAUAAUAAUUCUUAAUUUGGAUAAUGGAAAGUGGAGUUCAAUCCAUGUGCCCCAACUGGAAAGUGUGACCUGUUUUAACCAAAACUUUCAUGUAAGAAUGGUUUAUGUUUGUCAUUGCAAACUACUGGUGCUGAUGUUGGUAAAUUGUAUUGCUACUCUGAGCUAAAUUGCUAAUUUGUAUUAUUUCUCUUUGGUCCACUCCUCUUACAUUUGGUAUUUGUAUUGGAAGAACCCAGAGAACAGCAAAUUAUGAAAGAGGAGAAACAGGUAACACACACAAUUCAGUAUCAAAAUUAAUACAAAGGGUCCCUACACAUUUACACAUCUUCAGAUUUAAACAUUAAACUAUGUGUAGGCAGAAAACCUUGGUUUUGUACUAAACACCUCUGUGAGCUUGAAAGUUGAUAUACAACCUCUGAUAGGCUGUCUCUGCUUAUAACAAUAUACUUUAUGGGAAAGUGUGAAUUGACAACAUGAAAGACUUGACUAUUGAUAUUCUCCUACACACUUAGCUAUAAAAAAAAUAAUGCUGGUCAAUGUAUCUGCUAAUGUGAGAUGCUAACGGUUUUUGCAAUUUAUUUAUAUUAGCAGAUGUGACAUUUAUUGCCAACUAACAGAUGAACUGAAAAACACAAUGGAUGUUUUCUCAGCAUCUGCUCUAACAGAAACCAGCAGCUUUGUUCAGCUGUAAAGAGCAAUUCUACAAAGCUGCCUAUUUCACUGGUAAUAUCAAUAAUAUGUCCCUCUGUCACCAAUGUUUGUCAUUAAUAAAUACAUUUAAUUAAAAAUGUUUAGUUUUUUUAAAAA
Messenger RNA from Rhineura floridana, 3448 nucleotides. It is a transcript of the gene HEBP2, whose product is annotated as heme binding protein 2. The transcript has 5 exons. Lineage: Eukaryota; Metazoa; Chordata; Lepidosauria; Squamata; Rhineuridae. The record is from RefSeq and is a predicted model, not a curated record. Bases 190 to 849 code for a protein of 219 amino acids. Gene Ontology annotation, cellular component: cytoplasm.